AUGAGUAGCAUAAGACUGAGCUUCUUGUCGGUGGGAAGAAUAGCGGCUCGGAGAAAUUCCCAGCUGACAUCGGGCGGAGUGCAGACCUGCCGCUCCGUGAGGCGCGCUUGCUCAAGACCUAUCAGCACCUGCACGGCACUUUGCAAAGGCACCAGCGAGCAGCCCCCAGGCGCCAGCGGCACGCCACACGGACCGCCCAAGGAUACCACAACAGGCCAGUCCGGCGGCGGCAAGAAGUCCGGCUCCGGCGCCAGCGGGGUGCUCACCUGCCCCAAGUGCGGCGACCCGUGCACCCACGUGGAGACCUUCGUCAGCUCCACGCGCUUCGUCAAGUGCGACAAGUGCCACCACUUCUUCGUGGUCCUCAGCGAGGUGGACACCAAGAAGAGCAUCAAGGACAACGCGGAGAACAAGUCCGGAUUCUACAGGAAGCCGCCGCCCCCGCCGAAGAAGAUCUUCGAGUAUCUGAACAAGCACGUGGUCGGCCAGGAGUACGCGAAGAAGGUGCUCUCUGUGGCAGUUUACAACCACUACAAGAGGAUCUACAACAACGUGACCAGCGGCGCCACGGCGGACGCCAACCACCCGCUGAAUCAGACGCACAGAGAUCUCCUGCACUUGGGCCACGGCGCCGGCGGCGGUGGAGCCGAGGUGCUGGAACGGCAGCAGCACGAGCUGCGACUGGACAAGAGCAACGUGUUGCUAUUGGGGCCGACGGGAUCCGGUAAGACGCUGCUCGCGCAGACGAUAGCCCAGUGCCUGGACGUGCCGUUCGCCAUCUGCGACUGCACCACGCUCACUCAGGCGGGCUACGUGGGCGAGGACAUCGAGAGCGUCAUCGCGAAACUACUGCAGGACGCCAACUUCAAUGUCGAGAGAGCGCAGACCGGUAUCGUGUUCCUGGAUGAGGUGGACAAGAUUGGCGCAGUUCCCGGCAUUCACCAACUGAGAGACGUCGGAGGCGAGGGCGUCCAGCAGGGGAUGCUGAAGAUGCUGGAGGGCUGCGUGGUGUCGGUGCCUGAGCGCAACUCGAGGAAGCUGCGCGGCGACGCCGUCCACGUGGACACCACCAACGUGCUCUUCGUCGCCAGCGGCGCCUACAACGGCCUCGACAGGCUGGUGCAGCGGCGCAGCAACGAGAAGUACCUGGGCUUCGGCGCGUGGGACCGCAGCGGCGGGCGGCGCGCCGCGCUGGCCGCCGCGGCCGCCGACGCCUCGCCGCUGCAGUCGGCCGGCGCCGAGGGCGACGAGCGCGACGCCUGGCUGCGCAAGGUGCAGGCGCGCGACCUCAUCGACUUCGGCAUGAUACCGGAGUUCGUCGGCCGCUUCCCCGUGCUGGUGCCGUUCCACAGCCUCAACCAGGACCUGCUCGUGCGGAUACUCACCGAGCCGAAGAACGCGAUGGUCGCCCAGUACAAGCUGCUGUUCGCGAUGGACAAGUGCGAGCUGUCGUUCAGCGAGGAGGCGCUCGGCGCCGUGGCCGCCCUCGCCAUGGAGCGCAAGACGGGCGCGAGGGGGCUGCGCGCCAUCAUGGAGAACCUGCUGCUGGAGGUGAUGUUCGAGAUCCCCGGCUCGGACAUCGCGGCGGUGCACAUCCACGAGGGCUGCGUGCGCCGCAGCGAGCCGCCGCGCCUCACGCGCCGCCAGCCGCCGCGAGAGCAAGACCUGCACGACUGGCCCUCCGUGCGCCUGCACAACUGUACGUGCCGCGCGACUGUACCGCGCUCUUUGAUCGACCGCGCGACUGUACCGCUAUCUGGCCUCGACCGCGCGACUGUACCGCUCCCGGUGAUCGAACGCACGACAGGCCCUCCGUGCGCCUGCACAACUGUACGUGCCGCGCGACUGUACCGCGCUCUCCGUUCGACCGCGCGACUGUACCGCUAUCUGGCCUCGACCGCGCGACUGUACCGCUAUCUGGCCUCGACCGCGCGACUGUACCGCUCCCCGGUGAUCGAACGCACGACAGGCCCUCCGUGCGCCUGCACAACUGUACGUGCCGCGCGACUGUACCGCGCUCUGUACGCGCGCUCUUUGAUCGAUCCGCGCGACUGUACCGCUAUCUGGCCUCGACCGCGCGACUGUACCGCUCCCGGUGAUCGAACGCACGACAGGCCCUCCGUGCGCCUGCACAACUGUACGUGCCGCGCGACUGUACCGCGCUCUUUGAUCGACCGCGCGACUGUACCGCUAUCUGGCCUUGACCCGCGCGACUGUACCGCUCCCGGUGAUCGAACGCACGACAGGCCCUCCGUGCGCCUGCACAACUGUACGUGCCGCGCGACUGUACCGCCGCGCUCUUUGAUCGACCGCGCGACUGUACCGCUAUCUGGCCUCGACCGCGCGACUGUACCGCUCCCGGUGAUCGAACGCACGACAGGCCCUCCGUGCGCCUGCACAACUGCCCUCCGUGCGCCUGCACAACUGUACGUGCCGCGCGACUGUACCGCGCUCUUUGAUCGACCGCGCGACUGUACCGCUAUCUGGCCUCGACCGCGCGACUGUACCGCUCCCGGUGAUCGAACGCACGACAGGCCCUCCGUGCGCCUGCACAACUGUACGUGCCGCGCGACUGUACCGCGCUCUUUGAUCGACCGCGCGACUGUACCGCUAUCUGGCCUCGACCGCGCGACUGUACCGCUCCCGGUGAUCGAACGCACGACAGGCCCUCCGUGCGCCUGCACAACUGUACGUGCCGCGCGACUGUACCGCGCUCUU
Iphiclides podalirius (scarce swallowtail) is the source of this 2718-nucleotide messenger RNA. The record is from the annotation of a GenBank genome assembly. NCBI's taxonomy places the organism in Eukaryota, Metazoa, Arthropoda, Insecta, Lepidoptera, Papilionidae.